GCAGAGGGCAGCUGAGCGGGUGACGAUCGGGAAGGUAGGAGAGGACAAGAAGCGGGAGGGGGAGAGGAGGGAGAGGACAAGAAGCGGGAGGGGGAGAGGAGGGAGAGGACAAUAAGCGGGAGGGGGAGAGGAGGGAGAGGUCGUGCUGGAGGAUAUGGAGAAUAAUCGACUGGGGACGGAGCGGACAGAAAUGGUGGCGGCCACCGAAGGGAAUAGCAGGAACCAGGGUCACGGUGACAGUCCUGAAGUCGUUCAGCAACAAAGUGCAGCAACAAGACGAGCUCACCCUGGAGGACCUAUAGUAACGAACAAAGCUGUUGCACUUGCGCAGUUUCUUAAGAGGAAGCUCAGCCAACCUGGGGGGCUAGAAUCCUUGGACCCUGCUCUCGUCGAGAAGGCGGUGCUGAAUGCCAAGGCUUGUAUUCGAGCAGAUGCGAAUCCCUGUGCAGAGAAGACGGCGAAGGUGCGGCACGUGAUAUCUUUUUCUUGCUCAGAGAGUGAAUCAGACAGUGAUGAGAGUGGAGGUGAAUUGCAUUGUCAGAAUGGGGGUGCAGUUUCCCGAAAGCAAAAGAGUAAGUUGAAUGGGAAAAGUGCUAGAAGCACAGCCAAAGAGGAAGAAAUCAGGAGGAGAAAAGAGGAGGAGUGUUCCAAGCAUCAGAGUGAGGAUGAUGUGCAUGAGAAACUGAAGACAGUGACAGCAAAGAAGAUAAAAAGGAGAAAGAGGAGGAGAAGUCAAGUGGAAGAUGAUGGGGUAGAUGAUGAUCAUCAUGAUGAUGAUGAUGACGAAAGGCGAGAGAAGAAGAGGAAGAAAAAGAAAAAGGAAAGGCAAGCAAUAGAUGGAACGGAGGAGGAUGAGGAGGGAAAGGGAAGGAGGACAAGUAAAAACUGGGAUGCUGACGAUCGGGGCGGGAAGAAGAAGAAGAAGAAGAUGGAGAUAAAACUUGAAAAGAAGCGAAGCAGAUCUUUUCUCGAGCACAUGAAAAAGAGAAAGUCGAAGGGAGUAGGAGGCAGGAAGUACAGGAAGGAGGGACAGGAGCAGAGAGCCAAGGAGAAAAAACGGAGAAUAGGGAAACACAGUGAUGAGAGUGGAGGUGAAUUGCAUUGUCAGAAUGGGGGUGCAGUUUCCCGAAAGCAAAAGAGUAAGUUGAAUGGGAAAAGUGCUAGAAGCACAGCCAAAGAGGAAGAAAUCAGGAGGAGAAAAGAGGAGGAGUGUUCCAAGCAUCAGAGUGAGGAUGAUGUGCAUGAGAAACUGAAGACAGUGACAGCAAAGAAGAUAAAAAGGAGAAAGAGGAGGAGAAGUCAAGUGGAAGAUGAUGGGGUAGAUGAUGAUCAUCAUGAUGAUGAUGAUGACGAAAGGCGAGAGAAGAAGAGGAAGAAAAAGAAAAAGGAAAGGCAAGCAAUAGAUGGAACGGAGGAGGAUGAGGAGGGAAAGGGAAGGAGGACAAGUAAAAACUGGGAUGCUGACGAUCGGGGCGGGAAGAAGAAGAAGAAGAAGAUGGAGAUAAAACUUGAAAAGAAGCGAAGCAGAUCUUUUCUCGAGCACAUGAAAAAGAGAAAGUCGAAGGGAGUAGGAGGCAGGAAGUACAGGAAGGAGGGACAGGAGCAGAGAGCCAAGGAGAAAAAACGGAGAAUAGGGAAACGUAAAGGAAGUGCGGGACUCAGAAAACACGAAGAGAGAAGAAGACGAGGGAUGGAUGAUCUGCCAAAGAAGAAACCUGUGCACAAGGACUAAGAUCGAGGAACAACCAACCUGUUGGAUUCCCUAAGAGGAACUAACACAUCCCCAGUCUAUCUGUUUACUCGUCCUGAUCCCCCAUUCUC
Chara braunii is the source of this 1821-nucleotide messenger RNA. NCBI's taxonomy places the organism in Eukaryota, Viridiplantae, Streptophyta, Charophyceae, Charales, Characeae. The record is from the annotation of a GenBank genome assembly.